Messenger RNA from Penicillium alfredii, 2088 nucleotides. Its product is annotated as translation initiation factor eIF2B catalytic subunit epsilon. The transcript has 5 exons. Gene Ontology annotation, biological process: biosynthetic process. Gene Ontology annotation, molecular function: translation initiation factor binding; guanyl-nucleotide exchange factor activity; translation initiation factor activity. Gene Ontology annotation, cellular component: eukaryotic translation initiation factor 2B complex. The record is from RefSeq and is a predicted model, not a curated record. Bases 1 to 2088 code for a protein of 695 amino acids. NCBI's taxonomy places the organism in Eukaryota, Fungi, Ascomycota, Eurotiomycetes, Eurotiales, Aspergillaceae.
AUGGGCGUCAAACAAAAAGCCGCCGCGAAGCCUAAGGGCAAUGCGGCCGAGGAGGUGGAGGAGACGCUGCAGGCUGUUGUCCUUGCGGAUACCUUUGAAACGAGAUUCGAACCGUUCACCCUCGAUAAGCCACGAUGUCUCCUGCCACUCGCCAAUACCCCUCUGAUUGAAUACACCCUCGAGUUUCUGGCCAACGCGGGCGUCGAAGAGAUCUUUCUGUACGGCGGAGCUCAUUCGGAUCAACUGGAAAAAUACAUCAAUGCGUCGAAAUGGAGAGCGCCGUCCUCGCCCUUUAAGCAGUUGAAUUUCCUCAAAUCUACCUCGACAUCGGUUGGAGAUGUGAUGCGCGACCUCGAUGGCAAGCAUCUGAUCACCGGGGAUUUCAUCCUCGUGAGCGGCGACGUCAUCAGCAACCUGCCCAUCGAAAGCGCCUUAGCCAAACACCGAGCCCGGCGCGAGGCCGACAAGAAUGCGAUCAUGACCAUGGUUUUACGCGAGGCGGGCCGCAACCACCGCACCAAGUCCUCGUCCAUUUCUCCGGUGUUUGUCAUUGACCCGACCAAGGACCGCUGUAUCCACUACGAGGAAAUCGACCACCACGUCGAAGAGCACCCGGCGCGGCUGAACAUCGAUUCGGAGAUCAUUCUGUCGCACGCCGAGCUGGAUAUCCGCCAGGAUCUGAUCGACUGCAGCAUCGACAUCUGCACCCCGGACGUGCUGAGUCUGUGGUCCGAUAGUUUCGACUACCAAACUCCCCGGAAACACUUCUUGUUUGGCGUCCUCAAAGACUACGAGCUGAACGGCAAGACACUGCACACCCACAUCAUCAAGGACAACUACGCUGCGCGCGUGCGCAGCCUCAAGGCUUACGACGCCGUUAGCAAAGACAUCAUCUCGCGCUGGACAUACCCCUUGUGUCCGGACACGAACCUGCUCCCGGGGCAUCAGUAUGAUCUUCGCAAGGGCAGUCUGUACCAAGAACCUGGUGUGACCUUGGCCCGGUCUUGCGUUAUCGGUCGCCGCACGGUCAUCGGGCAGGGCAUCAGUAUCGGGGACCGCACGACGGUCCACAGCACCGUCCUGGGCCGCAACUGCAAGAUUGGUCGCAAUGUUAAGCUCGAGGGUGCGUAUAUCUGGGACGAUGUUGUGAUUGGCGAUGGAUCCGAUGUUCGAGGUGCCAUCAUCGCCGACGGAGUGGUGGUAGGUAAGGACUGUCGCAUUGCGUCUGGUGCGCUCCUUUCGUACGGUGUCAAGCUUGCAGACGGCGUGACGGUAGAGGGUGGUAUGCGGAUUACGAAAUCACGACGAGAUGGAACUGCGGCCCCCAGUGACUCUGCAGUGGUUGGCGAGGGCGGUGAGGGCUACGAGUUUGUGCCCGGUGACGAGGACGACGAGGAUGAGGAUGAUGCGAGUGAUGCCUCCUCGGGGCUGGUAUACCGCAUGCCGAAUCUCUCCCUGUCCUCCGCAUCAAUCUCGACCUUGUCCUCUGACGUAUCAGACGGAUCAUGGCCGCGGUCCGGCGGCAGCAGCGUCUCCGGCGACGAGGAGGAAGACCACUUCCAACAAGACGCCUCAACCAGUGUAUACGACAGUCUACGGGACGGUGUCACUGUCGACGUCGUGCAGCUGGAACUGGUCAGUCUACGCAUGGCCGCCAACGCAUCGGACAACCAAGUGCGGCGCGCCGUGGUGUCCGCAUUUAUGAAACACAUCCAGCAACUUAUGGAGGGCGGCAAGGGUGCCGGCGAUGCCGUGCACGAGGUCUUCUCCAAGUACCGGGACGUCAUCGACCGCACCCUGUUCGACCGCAACAAGGACGACAAGCCCGACCAGGUCGAUCUGCUGCUUGUCCUGCAACAGGAUCUGGUCCACCGCCUCAAGGGCGACACGGUCCUCCUGUUUGCGGCCAAGGAGCUGUAUGAGAUUGAGCUGGUGGAUGAGGAGGCCUAUGACCAGUGGUGGCACGAUGAGCGGUCGAGCGGUUCGGACGAGAUGCGCUCGGUCCGUACGCAGACGCAGCAGUUUGUUGACUGGUUGGCCAACGCCGAGGAGGAGAGCAGUGAGGAUGAUGAGAGUGAUGAUGAGUAG